AUGGAUUCGCCAUCAUUUUCACGAGAUCCUCUACCGGAGGCGGCCGCAUUCCGCCGUUGCACUCGAGUUAUAAUGGCACGCGGAAGUGCGGAAAAAGGAAGAAAAGUAGGCUUGGGAUUACAAUCAUCUUGAUGGACAAUGGAAUCGCCUUCUCAUGGGUACUGUAAUUUUAAAUUUUUAGAGUCGAACUACGAUUGGAACGAGGAAAGCCGAGACCCGAGGGCGUGGAGUGGCCCGGCGGAAGUACACGGAAGGCGCGAAUAAUCGCUGCUCGGUGGAGAAGCAGACCACCGCCAACGAAGCCCCGAGGGUCGCCAUCGCAGCAAAGUUCGUCCAUAAAGGGUUACCCAAAGACAGCGGCAAUUCUGUAAGUUUGCGUGGACUACACAUAGCCUGUGUUGUCUAUGGACUGUGUACACCAUAGGCUGGUUGUGAGAUAUUAACCAAAACAGGAAGGGAGUUUCGAGUGACCUACUCUGUAUAGUGUUGUAGUAAUAAGGCGAUACUAGCCUUCCGGAAAGUUGACGGACUGAUAUAUCCAAAAAUUUUAUGGAACUGGAACGAUUGGGGAAAAAGACGAUUGGUGAAACCGAAAAGUAUGAUUUUUCUUCGAUUCAAGUGUCGAAAUUAGGAUAAUCGAGGGUGCUGAUUUCGAAAAUGACAUUCAUUUUUUUUGAUACUUACUUUUUUCUUUAAGCAGUACUGUAAGGUAGUGAUCUUUUGAUUUUUUUUUCAUGAAUACUCGAUUUGGGGGUUUCGAUGGUGCUGGUUUCAAAUCAGAAAAAAUGAAUGUCAUUUUUGAAAUCAACACCAUCGAAAACCCCCAAAUCGAGUACUAGUCCUUCCGUAAAGUCGCUGGAAUGAUUUCGGCGACGCGCACUGUGCAAGAAAACUCAGGGUGCGAGCGACGUCCCAAAAAGCUUAUUGCACUGUGCAAAAAGCCAAAAAUUGCACAGUGCAAAGUGAACUUUCGUUUUCGCGGAGUGCAUGUCGCCGAAAACAUUCCAGCGACUUUACGGAAGGACUAGUACUAGUCCUUCCGGAAAGUCGCCGGACGGAAAUCGGCGACAUGCACUCUGCGAAAACGAAAGUUCACUUUGCACCGUGCAAUUUUUGGGUUUUUGCACUGUGCAAUAGGCUUUUUCGAGCUGUCGCUCGCACCCUGAGUUUUUUCUCACAGUGCAUGUCGCCGAUUUCCGUCCGGCGACUUUCCGGACGGACUAGUAGCUCUAUCGGUCUGUCGGGAAAAAAACGGCGGAUCGUCGCGCCUCGGAGUCAGUCGCUCAUCAUCGCUUUGCGACUGCAAGCCGCGGCUUGGGAUUUGGUGCGCGAUGGCGGCGAGGCGAGACAUUUUGGUGCGACGAUCCGCCGUUAUUUUCCCGACAGACUGAUAAAUUUGCACCAAAUUUACGAUUAGUCAAAAUCUGAGCGUCCAAUUUUACCCCCUAAUUACAGUCUUUGUACUAGUCCUUCCGGAAAGUCGCCGGGCGGAAAUCGGCGACAUGCACUCUGCGAAAUCGAAAGUUCACUUUGCACUGUGCAAUUUUUGGCUUUUUGCACUGUGCAAUAAGCUUUUUCGAGCUGUCGCUCGCACCCUGAGUUUUUUCCCACAGUGCAUGUCGCCGAUUUCCGUCCGGCGACUUUCCGGAAGGACUAGUAAAAGCUCAAGCUGGAAAGCUUAAGUCCGUUCGUAAAGUCGCUGGAAUGUUUUUGGCGACAUGCACUCCGCGAAAACGAAAGUUCAUUUUGCACUGUGCAAUUUUUGGCUUUUUGCACAGUGCAAUAGGCUUUUUCGAGCUGUCGCCCGCACCCUGAGUUUUCUUGCACAGUGCGCGUCGCCGAAAUCAUUCCAGCGACUUUACGAACGGACUAGUAUUUACGAAAAAAAUUCAAAAAAUUACUACUUUACAGUACUACUUAAGGAAAAAAGUAAACAUCAAAAAAAAUGAAUGUCAUUUUCGAAAUCAGCACCCUCGAUUAUCCUAAUUUCGACACUUGCAUCGAAGAAAAAUAAUAAUUUUCUGUUUCCUCAAUCGUACUUUUCCCCAAUCAUCCAACUGAAAGUCGCCGGAAUGAUUUUUGGCGCUUGCACUGUGCGAAAAAAGUCAGAGUGCGAGCGACAGCCGACAAAAGCCUAUUGCACGGUGCAAAAACCCAAAAAUUGCACAGUGCAAAAAAAAGUUUUGUUUUCGCACAGUGCGUUCUUUAAUUUCAGGAACAUUCGAAGCCGGGAAAUUCUAAACAGGCAGCCUGUAAGCUGUGGUUUGACCAGAUUUACGAUUUGGGAUUACCGAAGCUUCGCAAAGAGUUUGUUCAAAAAAUCAAACAAUGUAAUCCCGAUGGUGCUCACGAAGCCUGCAUGGCCGAUGAGAACUUCAGUAAGAACCGAUACGACGAUGUUUUUCUGUUGGACAAGACCCGGAUCAAAGUCAAUAUUAAUCCUGACAAAGGUAACCAGAAAUUUUUUUUAUUUUGUUGUUUUAUCAUUAAUACAUCGCACAUUUUCAGACGAUUACAUCCACGCCAGCGCCGUCGAAGUCCACCCCGAAUUGACGUACAUCUGUGCCCAAGGUCCCAUGGAUAACACGGUCGCGCAGUUCUGGCUGAUGUGCAUCCAAGAAGACGUCCGUGUCAUCCUCCAGUUGUGUCAGAACACCGAAGAUGGAAAGGAGAAGUGCUCGGAGUACAUGACCGGAGGCAAAUCGGACUGGGUGACCUAUGGACCGGUCCAGGUCAAGCAGGUGGACUACCAGAAGAAUGUGGCCGGCACCAAGAAGGUGAACAAGACCAAAAUACAAGUCAAGUUCAACGACAAGGUCCAUUCGUGCACCCAUUUGUUGUAUGCGGGAUGGCCGGAUCAUGGGGUGCCGGAGAGUGUGUCCACUUGUCGAGAAGUCAGGAACUUGGUCCACAAGUAUUAUGAGAAGAAACCGAUCGUCAUCCAUUGUUCGGCAGGCGUUGGUAAGGGCUUUAACGAAAAAGCGUUAACUUUUUAUUAGCAUUUUCACAAAGUGUCUGGACAUUUGUCGCGGCGCGCACUGUGCACAAAAGCCUGCGAUUUUUUGCACCGUGCACUCACUUUUUUUUUGGUUUUGCACUGUGCAUUUGAAAUAUCGCUGCGACGUAAGCUUUUCUCAACUGCGCCGCCGCGAUUUGGCUCAAAAAUGUGCCUGGACAUGUUUUCACUUUCGCACAGUGCAUCUUGAAUUUUUGUCGCCAAGGCACUGGGGAUUUUUGCCUUUGCGCACCGUGCAAACCCAAAAAAUGCCGAUUGCACUGUGCACAUUUCUGUGAAAAACCGCAGCGGCGAAGUUGAGAAAAGCUUACGCAAAGUUCCAGGACAUUUGUCGCGGCACGCACUGUGCACAAAAGCCUGCGAUUUUUUGCACCGUGCACUCACCUUUCUUUUUGGUUUUGCACUGUGCAUUUGAAAUAUCGCUGCGACGUAAGCUUUUCUCAACUGCGCCGCCGCGAUUUGGCUCAAAAAUGUGCACAGUGCAAUCGGCUUUUUUGAGGUUUGCACGGUGCGCAAAGGCAAAAAUCCACAGUGCGUUGGCGACAAAAGUUCAAGAUGCACUGUGCGAAAGCGAAAAGAUGUCCAGGCACUUUGUGAAAAUGCUAAUGAUUAAAGAAUACGAUGAAUUUGUAAUCUUAUUUAUAUUUCGAUGUUUAUAGGUAGGACUGGAACUUUUGUUGCGAUAGAGAUGGUGUGUCACAAACUGAUGCAGGAAGAGAACGCCAACUUUACGAUGUUGGAGCUCGUGAAGAACCUCAGAGAACAAAGAAUGCACGCCGUCCAAAACGAUCAGGUAUUUUUGGCUUCUUUUACUGAAUACUAGUCGCGGAAAAAAGUCCUGGGAAUUUUCGGCGACUCUGCACUGUGCACGACCCCGAAAAGUGCUUUUGCACAGUGCAAUUUUGUUGAUUUUGCCUUAUUGUCGCGCGCGAUUCCCGCGACAAAUCAACUUUUCGGAGCGCGACGGAGUUUGGGGGCCGCGAGAAAUUCCCAGGACUUUUUUCCGCGACUAGUACCAUUUUUAAUUUCAUCGUUUGUUACGCUCUAUUUGCAGCAAUAUUGCUUCAUCAUCCGCUGUGUGAUCGAGAUUCUGGUGGCAGAGGACUGUUUGCCGCGCAAUCCCCGUGUCAUACAGUUCAUCCAGGACUUUGAGGAGAUGGUUGAACGGAAGAAGAAACAACGGGCCGCCAGAGUCGAGAAGGAUUGA
Messenger RNA from Bursaphelenchus xylophilus (pine wood nematode), 4223 nucleotides. Lineage: Eukaryota; Metazoa; Nematoda; Chromadorea; Rhabditida; Aphelenchoididae. The record is from the annotation of a GenBank genome assembly.